Messenger RNA from Ostertagia ostertagi, 273 nucleotides. The record is from the annotation of a GenBank genome assembly. Lineage: Eukaryota; Metazoa; Nematoda; Chromadorea; Rhabditida; Trichostrongylidae.
AUGACAGUGGCCGAACUGAGGAAGCCUAUGGAGCCGAAGCCUUACACGAGACCGGCUGGAUCAAACGUGAUAAGUACUCAGGUGACAAUAGAGCCUAAGCCAGUGCCCAAGAAGCCGCAAGAGGUGAAACCUGAAGAGCAGCAGAUGGCCGCUCCUCCAGAAGAACCGAGACUCUACUACACAAACCCACUGUUCCGUCCGAGCAAUGCCAACAGUGUUUGGCUCUCGCAGAUCACGACUACUCGUGGCAGAGAGAGCUGGGAAUCGGCAGCC